GUGCCUCAUGACUACAUGCUGUCACUUUACAAGAGCCUGUCGGAGCCCGAGAGGAGAGGGAUAAACAGCAGCUUGCUCCGGGCUCGCAGCCAUGCCAACACUGUCACCAGUUUCGUGGAGCAAGACAAUGACGGAAUCACCGUGGGUAAGAAACAGAGAUACCUAUUCGACAUCACCAAGCUGCCGGACAGCGGAGAGCUGGUGGGAGCUGAGCUGAGGAUUUUCCGGAAAUUGCCGGCUGAUCUGCAGGCGGCGCUGUCCCGGGGAGGCAGCGUCUAUCGGAUGUUGCUGUAUCAAUGUGAGGAGCCAGGCAAAAAAGCACCAGGAAGAGUUGAUUCACGGACAGUUGACAUCUUGGAUACCGAUUCAUCUGAGUGGCAAGUGUUCGACGUGUGGGAGUUACUGAAAAGCCACAUCAGUGCAAACCUGCUAUGUUUAGAUGUGGAAAUAAUUUCCGAUUACUCCCAGGAGGUUUUAGACCCCAGACUGCUGGGAUUUAAUCGCUCUGAUCUGCAGCCCCAGGAAAAAGCGCUUCUCGUGGCGUUCAGCAACACCAGGAAAAGGGAAAACCUUUUCCGGGAGAUCAGAGAUAAGAUCAAGUCACUGGGUGGAUCGUUCUCGCUACCAGCCAGCAAUGAACCCAGUGUCAAGCGCCGUAGGAAAAGGAGAACUGCGUUUUCAGGCAGGCCCAGUAGAGGAAGUGGUAAAAAAGUCAAGUCAAGAUGCAGCAGGAAACCUCUUCAUGUUAAUUUCAAGGAGCUGGGCUGGGAUGACUGGAUCAUCGCGCCUUUGGAUUACGAGGCGUACCAUUGCGAAGGGAUCUGUGAUUUCCCACUCAGGUCCCACCUGGAACCCACUAACCACGCCAUCAUACAAACGCUGAUGAAUUCCAUGGACCCGGAGUCCACACCACCCAGUUGCUGUGUCCCAUCCAAACUCAGCGCCAUUAGCAUUCUCUACAUAGACUCGGGCAACAAUGUGGUCUAUAAACAGUACGAGGACAUGGCAGUGGAAGCGUGUGGGUGCAGGUAG
This is a messenger RNA of Rhincodon typus (whale shark), 1032 nucleotides long. RefSeq names its product growth differentiation factor 7 (gene gdf7). Gene Ontology annotation, molecular function: cytokine activity; growth factor activity. The record is from RefSeq and is a predicted model, not a curated record. Gene Ontology annotation, cellular component: extracellular region. Gene Ontology annotation, biological process: BMP signaling pathway; SMAD protein signal transduction. The coding region runs from base 16 to 1032 and encodes 338 amino acids. The transcript is spliced from 2 exons. Lineage: Eukaryota; Metazoa; Chordata; Chondrichthyes; Orectolobiformes; Rhincodontidae.